AUGUCCAUCGCCUAUGGAAUGACGGGCAGCAACGAUGCCACAGCUGCUAAAUAUGGCGUCCCAAACACCAGCCCGCACUACAACCCCGACGACGUCGAGAACAACCUUGACGCCUCUACUGAAGACGGCUCACCUGCCGAGACGGUGGUCAAGGGCGAACAUGACGACUCCAAAGAGAUGCAUCGCCGCGCCUCGGUCGUCCAGGCCCUCGCCCGGAGCUACUCCCGGGCCUCGGGCGCCGCUGGCGACAACCCGUUCCUGGCCGGCCCCGACUCACCGCUGAACCCGAGCUCGCCCAACUUCUCCGGCCGCGAAUGGGCCAAGGCCAUCGUCGAGCUCGUCUCGCAAGAGGGCUCCGCCUUCCGCACCGCCGGCGUGUGCUUUCAGAACCUCAACGUCUUCGGCUUCGGCACCGCCGCCGACUACCAAAAGGAUGUCGGCAAUGUCUGGCUCUCGGCCCUGGGCGGCAUCCGCAACCUCAUCACCAACAACAAGCAGCGCAUCGACAUCCUCCGCAACUUUGACGGCAUCGUCCGCCGCGGCGAGAUGCUCGUCGUCCUCGGGCCGCCCGGCUCCGGAUGCUCGACCCUGCUCAAGACCAUCUCGGGCGAGAUGAACGGAAUCUACGUCAACGACGACUCGUACAUCAACUAUCAGGGAAUCGGGGCCAAGGAAAUGUACAAGCAUCACCGCGGUGAGGCCAUCUACACGGCUGAGGUCGAUGUCCACUUCCCCCAGCUCUCGGUUGGCGAUACCCUCACCUUUGCCGCGCGUGCUCGUCAGCCGCGCCAGCUGCCGCAAGGGCUCAACAGAAACGAAUUCGCCAACCAUCUUCGCGAGGUCGUCAUGGCCAUGUUUGGCAUCUCGCACACGGUCAACACCAAGGUCGGCAACGAAUACGUCCGAGGUGUCUCCGGUGGCGAGCGCAAGCGUGUGACCAUCGCCGAAGCCGCCUUGUCCGGAGCCCCCCUCCAGUGCUGGGACAAUUCCACCCGUGGUCUGGAUUCUGCCAAUGCCAUCGAGUUCUGCAAGACGCUCCGCCUCCAGACCGAGCUCUUCAACAGCACAGCCUGCGUCUCCAUCUACCAGUCGCCCCAGACCGCCUACGACCUCUUCGACAAGGCCAUGGUUCUCUACGAGGGCCGCCAGAUCUUCUUUGGGCACGCCAACGAUGCGAGGCAGUACUUUAUCGAUCUCGGCUUCGAGUGUCCCGCUCGUCAGACCACGCCCGACUUCCUCACCUCGAUGACCUCGCCGAUCGAACGAAUCAUCCGUCCCGGGUUCGAAGGACGGACGCCGCGCACGCCCGACGAGUUCGCCACGGCGUGGAAGAACAGCGCCAACUACAAGGCUCUGCAGGCCGAGAUUGAAGAGUACAAGACGAGCCAUCCAUUUGACGGUGAAGAUGCCCAGGCCUUCCGUGCCCACAAGAAGGCUCAGCAGGCCAGGGGCCAGCGCAAGGCAUCCCCCUUUACGCUCUCCUACACCCAGCAGAUCCAGCUCUGUCUCUGGCGUGGCUGGAAACGUCUCACCGGCGAUCCCAGUCUUACUGUUGGUUCGCUGAUUGGAAACUUCAUCAUGGCUCUCAUCAUUGGCUCCGUCUUCUACAACCUUCAGAAGAAUUCGUCGAGCUUCUUCCAACGCGGCUCCCUGCUCUUCUUCGCCUGUCUAAUGAAUGCCUUUGCCAGUGCGCUGGAGAUUCUGACGCUCUAUGCCCAACGCCCUAUUGUCGAAAAACACUCUCGUUACGCCUUUUAUCAUCCAUCCGCCGAAGCCAUCUCGUCCAUGAUCUGCGACCUGCCGUAUAAAAUCGGUAACGGUGUCGUCUUCAACUUGGUCAUCUAUUUCAUGACAAACCUGCGACGUGAGCCUGGACACUUCUUCUUCUUCCUGCUCAUCUCCUACGCUACCGUUCUGGUCAUGUCCAUGAUCUUCCGCACAAUCGGCUCGGCUACUCGAACGCUCUUCCAAGCUCUUGUCCCUGCCGCCAUUCUCAUCCUUGCCUUGGUCAUCUUCACUGGCUUUGUUCUGCCGACGAGAUACAUGCUGGGCUGGUGCAGAUGGAUUGGCUACAUCAACCCGCUCGCAUAUGCGUUCGAGGCGCUCCUCGUCAAUGAAUUCCACGGCCAAGAGUUCCCGUGUACCGACUUUGUUCCCAACCCCGCGGUCGCAGGCUAUGAGAACAUCACGGGAGACCACCGCGUCUGCAGCACCAUCGGCGCUGUUCAAGGUCGCACCAGUGUCAACGGCGAUGUGUAUGCUCGGAUGGCCUUUGGCUAUGAAUGGGGGCACCGCUGGCGCAACUUUGGUAUUGUCAUUGCCUUCAUCAUCUUCUUCCUUUGCUGCUACAUGGUUGCUGCCGAGUUCGUCUCCGAGAAGAAGUCAAAGGGCGAAGUCCUUGUGUAUCGCCGAGGUCACAAGCCCGCUGCCGUUGAAAGUGCAGAGAGGAAGCACGACCCUGAAGCUGCCAUGGCCAACAUUGGCCCUGUUGUCACGGCAGAGCGCAGUCGCGGCCAGGAUGGUGGUCUGCUGCAGGAGCAGACCUCCGUGUUCCAGUGGCAUGAUGUUUGCUACGAUGUCAAGAUCAAGAGCGAAACCCGCCGAAUCCUGGACCAUGUCGAUGGCUGGGUGAAGCCCGGCACCCUGACUGCGCUGAUGGGUGUGUCUGGAGCUGGAAAGACGACUCUGCUGGACUGUUUGGCUGACCGUGUCAAUGUCGGUGUUUUGACUGGUGAAAUGUUUGUCGAUGGCCGACCUCGCGAUACUUCUUUUCAGCGCAAAACCGGUUAUGUUCAGCAGCAGGAUCUUCAUCUCCAGACCACGACCGUUCGCGAAGCCCUCAUCUUCUCCGCUGUCCUCCGUCAGCCUGCCCAUGUCCCUAGAGCUGAAAAGGUGGCAUAUGUCAACGAGGUCAUCAAGCUUCUGGACAUGCAAGAAUACGCCGACGCUGUGGUUGGUGUCCCUGGUGAGGGUCUCAACGUUGAGCAGCGAAAGCGCCUCACCAUCGGUGUUGAACUUGCCGCUAAGCCUCCGCUGCUGCUCUUUGUUGACGAGCCUACCUCUGGUCUUGAUUCGCAAACCUCUUGGGCCAUCUUGGACCUGCUGGAGAAGCUCACCAAGGCCGGCCAAGCCAUCCUGUGCACCAUUCACCAGCCCAGCGCCAUGCUCUUCCAGCGAUUCGAUCGCCUCCUGUUCCUGGCCAAGGGCGGUAAAACUGUCUACUUUGGCGAGAUUGGUGAAAACUCAAAGAUAAUGACCGACUACUUCACACGCUACAGCAAGAAGGAAUGCCCCGAGGCUGCCAACCCCGCUGAAUGGAUGCUCGAGGUGAUUGGUGCCGCUCCCGGCUCGCACACUGAUCUCGACUGGUUCCAGACAUGGCGCGACAGCCCUGAACACAGGGAUGUUCUGCAGGAGUUGGAAAACAUCAAGGCCGAGAAGCUGCGAGAAUCCGAAAAUGCCAUUGGAUCAGCACCCAUCAACCAGGACCCCAACAGCUACCGCGAGUUUGCUGCGCCGUACACGGUUCAGCUGAAGGAGUGUCUUCACCGUGUCUUCCAGCAAUACUGGCGCAUGCCCAUCUACAUCUAUUCCAAGACUGCUCUCUGCACCCUCGUUGCUCUCUUCGUCGGCUUUGUCUUCUUCCGCGCCCCGAACAGUGUUCAAGGCUUGCAGAAUCAGAUGUUUGCCAUCUUCCAGCUGCUUACCGUCUUUGGUCAGAUUGUUCAACAGUCCAUGCCGCAGUUUGUCAUUCAACGGUCACUCUACGAAGUCCGAGAGAGACCCUCCAAGGUCUAUUCUUGGAAGGUCUUUAUGCUUGCUCAGAUCAUUGUCGAACUUCCGUGGAACUCUCUCAUGGCGGUCAUCAUGUACUUUGCCUGGUACUACCCGGUCGGCCUCUACCGCAACGCCGAGCCCACUGGUGAUGUCACAGAACGCGGUGCUCUCAUGUUCCUCUACCUGCUCAUGUUCCUUCUCUUCACUGGUACCUUUUCCACCUUCAUCAUUGCCGGGUUCGAAACUGCCGAGGCGGGUGGUAACAUGGCCAAUCUCAUGUUCACGCUCUGCCUCAUCUUCUGUGGUGUCCUCGCCAAUGAAAACAGCCUUCCCGGCUUCUGGCACUGGAUGCUUACAGUCUCGCCAUUCCGCUACAUGAUAUCUGGCAUGUUAGCAGUCGCGGUAGCCAACACGGAUGUCGUGUGCGCCGACAAUGAAAUCGUCACUCUGCAGCCCCUCGGCGGAACUUGCAUCGAGUAUCUGGGAGCCUACAUCGACAAGGUCGGCGGAAGCCUGCUCAACGGGAAUGCAACCAAGGACUGCAAAUUCUGCACCAUUUCCGACACCAACACGUAUCUCGCGGGCGUCAACAGCUACUACAAGGACAGGUGGCGCAACUUUGGCAUCCUCUGGGUCUACGUCUUCUUCAACAUCUUUGCUGCCCUGUUCAUCUACUGGCUCGCGCGCGUGCCCAAGAAGAACAGCUUGAAGAACAAGAAGGAGGAUUCGAAGAAGGGUGAAGCGCCCGUGGUUACGGAGGCUGCCAAGGCUUCGGAGAAGGAGAAGAACUAA
Cordyceps fumosorosea ARSEF 2679 is the source of this 4569-nucleotide messenger RNA. RefSeq names its product ATP-binding cassette transporter ifT1. The transcript has a single exon. The record is from RefSeq and is a predicted model, not a curated record. Gene Ontology annotation, cellular component: membrane. Gene Ontology annotation, molecular function: ATP hydrolysis activity; ATP binding; ABC-type transporter activity. Gene Ontology annotation, biological process: transmembrane transport. The coding region runs from base 1 to 4569 and encodes 1522 amino acids. Lineage: Eukaryota; Fungi; Ascomycota; Sordariomycetes; Hypocreales; Cordycipitaceae.